AUGCUCGGCAAGGAAGACCCCAGGAAGAAACACUUUCCAAUACUAGAAGACCACCCUGUGGGAAAACAACAUGCACAAGAAACCGUGGAGACAUUUGGUACAGUAACAAAUAACAUCAAAAAGCUAAUCAAGGAGUUCAAAAUUUAUAGAUGGAGCCCUGAUAAUCCCAACCAGAAACAAAAUCUCCAUUCUUACUUCAUAGAGAUAUCCAAAUGCGGCCCAAUGGUAUUGGAUGUGUUACAGAAGAUAAAGGCAGAGGAUGACGCAACCUUGGCCUAUAGGAGGUCAUGCAGGGAAGGGAUCUGUGGAUCCUGUGCCAUGAAUAUUGAUGGGACUAACACUGUGGCCUGCCUUACGCCUAUUGAUGCAGACACUAGCAAGGCCACUAUUAUAACUCCUUUGCCUCACGCGUUUGCGAUCAAAGAUCCUGCUGUUGAUCUCACCAAUUUCUACCAGCGGUCCAUAGAGCCAUGGCUUAAGACAACGAAGGCACCUGAAGACGGACGAGAAUACAGACAGAAAGAAGCUAGAUGGAUCAUAACUUUGCAUAAGCUUUUCUCCUCAAUCCCUUUCCUCUCAAUCCUUCCACCAUUUCCCAUCCUUAGAAGGCUUGGUCCAUCUAAGAGGGUUCAAUCUAGUAAUUUUUCAAAAUCAACAAGACAGAAUCACAGGAAGCCGGAUGGUCGUCCUGUACCACAAGUACAAGUAGAACCGCUGUCUCCUCGCUCCUAUAUUAUUCCAGCUGCUAUACUAGGAUUUGCUGGAUUGGCAGCUUUUGUGCAUUAUAAUGAUGAGAGGAGAGCAGUUCCAAAAGGUCAAGGCAGUAAUUCUGUCAACGUCAAGGGUCCGACUAUUGGUGGUCCGUUCACCCUAAUUAACACAGAGAAUAAACUAGUUACUGAGAAAGACUUUCUAGGAAAUUGGGUUUUGCUGUACUUCGGCUAUACAUCCUCCCCUGAUGUUGGGCCUGAGCAACUUAAAGUGAUGGCCAAGGCCAUAAACACAUUAGAGUCUAAAGAGAAUCUUAAGGUUUUGCCCUUGUUUGUCACACUCGAUCCUCAGCGUGACAAUCCCUCACAUCUUCGUGCUUACCUUAAAGAGUUUGAACCAAGAAUAGUAGGAUUAACAGGACCUGUUGGUGCUAUAAGGCAGAUGGCGCAAGAGUACCGUGUUUAUUUCAGGAAAGUUGAAGAGGAAGGAGAUGAUUAUCUUGUCGAGUCUUCUCAUAACAUGUAUUUAAUCAAUCCAAACAUGGAGGUUGUAAGAUGCUUUGGUGUUGAGUAUAAUGCAGAGGAGCUAUCAGAAGCAAUACGAAAGGAAUUGAAGAGAACCUCUGCUUGA
Molecule: messenger RNA, 1341 nt
Organism: Dovyalis caffra
Lineage: Eukaryota; Viridiplantae; Streptophyta; Magnoliopsida; Malpighiales; Salicaceae
Source: the annotation of a GenBank genome assembly